Molecule: messenger RNA, 624 nt
Organism: Nymphalis io (European peacock)
Lineage: Eukaryota; Metazoa; Arthropoda; Insecta; Lepidoptera; Nymphalidae
Exons: 5
Coding region: 104-604 (166 amino acids)
Source: RefSeq, a predicted model, not a curated record
CAAAUUCAAACAUAAAAGAAUAUCGCAUAAUUGCUUAUAAGAUUAUUAUAUUUUUAUUUUUAAACAAAAAUCUAAGACGUAUAAAAAUUUAUAUACUUUAAAAAUGACUACUGCGAAUGUGUCAGAACCGUGGUACCUUCGAGUUUGUGAAGAAUUUGACGCUUUCUGUAAAAAAGUCGAUGACAGAAUUGAUAAGCGACAACAACAGUUAAAGGCAUGUAAGAAGAGAAACGAACUGGAAAAUAAACUCGCUCAAGAGUUGGCAGUCAAAAAUGAGUUAACUCAACAAAUGGCCGAAUUGACUCGAAGAGGAAAUGAAUUGGAACGGGUGUGUGCUAUUUUUGAGUCACGUCUAACUAUCACGGACAGUGAUCAACAUCGGCUAGAUAAUGCUAAGGAGAGUUUUCAGUUGGCAAAAGAGUUGACCGGUAUUCGGCUCGAUUUCAGUGCUCCAGCGAACAUUGCUAAGGGAUAUGUGAAAAAUGAAGCACGGAAGCUUUUACUACCAUUUGAAAUGGAAUCGAACAGUGACGCGCUUUGGGAUCUCGUCAAGACAGCUUGUGACCCGUCAUGGCCCGAUAAGGAGAAUCACGCGCCGAAUUAAAUAUGAUUAUAUAUACAUAA